This is a messenger RNA of Papaver somniferum (opium poppy), 2110 nucleotides long. RefSeq lists its product as uncharacterized. The transcript is spliced from 10 exons. The record is from RefSeq and is a predicted model, not a curated record. The coding region runs from base 502 to 1947 and encodes 481 amino acids. Lineage: Eukaryota; Viridiplantae; Streptophyta; Magnoliopsida; Ranunculales; Papaveraceae.
UUUUCUAAAAUUUAUUUCCUUUCUUUCUUUUCAUUAACACAGAGCAACAGAGAGAACCGGAGAUAACGAGGAUAAAUUUUGUGAGGUAUUUUCGCUUCAAAUUAUUGAAAGUUUGUUAGAGGAAAAGGGGAAUUAGGGGUUAUUCAUAGAAGAAAUAGUCUGGAAUUUUUGGAAAGAUUUCUGCAUCGCCGUAGGAUGAAAACAAGAGUAUAUUGAGAAGGAAUGAAAGAAGAACAUCUAGCGGGAAUAAUCUCGGUCAAAUCUUUUUCGAUUUGAACCAUAAAAUUUUCAUUCUAGGCGGGAUGAAAUCAAAAGAAAGUCCUUUGGGCGCGAUUAUUCCCGCUUGUUGUUUUUGAGUAACUAUAAAUUGAACCCUAAAAUCACCUUUUCUGGGUGAUUAUCAGUUCCGAGGUCAAAAACAUCAAGAUUCACACAGUUCUUCGUAUUGAUUUGAGUUUUUCACUCUCCAGAGACUCAUUCAGGGUUCUUUAAUUUCUGAAGAUGGAAUUUGAGGAAGAGAUGGAAUAUCAGCAAAAUGGGGAGCAAGGAGAGCAUUUCAAUUCCGAAAUUACUGUUGUUUUCCAACGAGAGAAAAAGGUGCGAGGUGAUACCACUUUUGCAUCUUUCAUUGGAAAGAAAAAAGAGGAGAAAGAAAGGGAAAUGGUCGACUGGGAUAUGAAGAAAGAGAGACCUUGUGGAAAAAACCAAGCCAAAUAUUCUAGUGUCAUUGGUGUGUUUCUCAAACAAUCUCGCCGUUGGAACUGGGAAAACCCUUGGAAUUUGCAAGAUGACAACGCUAAGGAUUGGUUGUGGGACGAACUUAAGGAUUUGUUUGUUGUUGAUGAAUGUCAUAAACAAGGUACCCUGUCUAUUGCUGGUGGAAUAUUUAAAGAUAAGAAGGGCAAGUGGAAAAGGAAACACUAUAAGCUCACAAAUACGCAUGCAAUUAAUCUGAAAGAUAAACCCAAUUCGUUAACCGAUGGGCAGUGGAAGUCUCUUGUAAAACUUUGGGAUAGUGAAGCGCAUCAAACACUAUCAAAGAAAAAUGCCAUUAGUAGAAGCCAACAGAAAACGAAGCACAUAAUGGGCAGGAAAAACUACUCUCGGUGCGAAGCUGAAAUGGCUCAAGAGAACGGAGGGAACCCACCAACUGAUGGUGACGUGUUCAUUAAAACCCAUAUAAAUAAAGUCUUUGGAAAAGCUUUGGACCCAUUUUCACAAGGAUACAUUGCCCAAUUAAGGGAACAGUCCGGGUUGGAUGAGAAUGGUUUGGAUGAAGAUGGUAACCAACAUUCAAUCAGUAAUGAAGUCUAUGCAAAUGUAUUACCCACAAAAAUACAUAAACGUAUAAGAGCUCAAAGAUGCCAUCUGCAGUACUUGAGUAAUGAGGAUUUUGAGAGAGAAAAGGAAGAGCGAGAGGAAGAAUUUAAGAGGCAAAUGAAAGAACGAGAUGCAGAAUGGGAGAGGCGAAUGGAAGCGCAAAAUGAUCAGUAUAACGUGCGUCAGAACCAAAUGAUGGAGUAUGUCAGAUUGUGCAGGCCAGACCUAUUUACGACAUCGGGACUCUCAGGACCUUCAGAUCACCUUUUCAGAACGCAUCAUCACAGACCUUGGGAGCAACUAUCUAUACGUGGGCCGAUGCCUUCAGUACCUUUGGAGCAGCGCCAAAGACCUGGGGAGCAGCCUGGCAUAUCAGAGGAGCAACUUUUUGGACCUUCGUCGCGUUACAGGUGUGGGGAGCAGCCCAGCAGACACGGGCCGACGCAUUUCAUACCUUCGGAGCAGCGCCAAAGACUUGUGGAGCAUCCUGGCAGACCCGAGGAGCUACUUUUUGGACCGGCGGAUCCGCUUUACAUAUCCAGGGACCAUCUAAACAGACCUCAAAAUAAUUCAGGUACGCAGGGAACGGGAACAGACGUAUGGGAUUGGAUACCGCCUGAGAGUUGAUUUAACAUGGACUAGGACAAGUUUGAAUUAUUAGGUUAUUUUCUUUAGUUUCGAUUGUGUAAUUUCUUUGUUUCCUUAUGGUUAAGUGGGAUUCUCUACGCCUUUUGACAACUACUUUUAUUUAAUGGAACUUAAAUUCUUCAAUUGGAUUCAUUUUUUGGUA